AUGGGUGAUACACACUUCUUUAUCAACGAUCACGGAAAGGAGCCGCCACAGCAGAGGGUGCCGAGGGGACAAGCUGCAAGAUCAUCCUCCUCCGGUCAAGUGUGGUUGUCAGUGUUGGCUCAGGCUCUACAACCGCCACCAUCGAGAAAUGAUCCAGUGAAUGCUGAGCCAGUCUUACAAUUCACCGAGCUUUAUCAAGUACUCUCCGAGAAAACGCUUGGAGCCGGUCAAUUCGGCACUGUUUAUUCGGGUGUGCAUCGACAAAGUGGCCGAGAAGUGGCUGUAAAGGUGAUUUCAAAGGAGCGUUUCUCGAAAAAGCCAAAUAACGGAGCGGACACUCUUCGCUCUGAAGUCGCUAUUUUGCAGACAAUCAGCCAUUCUGGCAUUGUUCGUCUUGAGUCAAUGUUUGAGACGAAAGACAAGAUUUUCGUGGUGAUGGAGAAAAUGAAUGGGGACAUGCUGGAGAUGAUACUUUCACAGGCCGUUGGCCGCUUGGACGAACGCGUGACCCGGUUCUUGAGCUUACAAAUCCUCUCCGCUCUUCGGUAUCUUCAUGCAAAGGGAAUCGCUCACUGUGAUCUAAAGCCGGAAAACGUGCUCCUUUCCGAGCUUUCCUCGAAUUUCCCCCAAACGAAACUCUGUGAUUUCGGAUAUGCACGGUAUUAU
Molecule: messenger RNA, 666 nt
Organism: Mesorhabditis belari
Lineage: Eukaryota; Metazoa; Nematoda; Chromadorea; Rhabditida; Rhabditidae
Source: the annotation of a GenBank genome assembly